This is a messenger RNA of Peromyscus eremicus (cactus mouse), 2049 nucleotides long. Its product is annotated as zinc finger protein 431-like. Lineage: Eukaryota; Metazoa; Chordata; Mammalia; Rodentia; Cricetidae. The record is from RefSeq and is a predicted model, not a curated record. The coding region runs from base 81 to 1925 and encodes 614 amino acids. Gene Ontology annotation, molecular function: RNA polymerase II cis-regulatory region sequence-specific DNA binding; DNA-binding transcription factor activity, RNA polymerase II-specific. Gene Ontology annotation, biological process: regulation of transcription by RNA polymerase II; central nervous system development. The transcript is spliced from 4 exons. Gene Ontology annotation, cellular component: nucleus.
CUUGGCUUUGCCGAGGAGCUGAUGCCAGUGCCUUUGUGUGCUGUGCUGUGAGUGCUGCUGCGGGAAAUUGUGAGAGUGCAAUGGGCGAACUGGGAAGCCACGACAUGAAUGCAGUGACCUAUGAUGAUGUGCAUGUCGGCUUCACUUGGGAAGAAUGGACUUUGCUGGAUCGUUCCCAGAAGAAUCUCUACAAAGAUGUGAUGCUGGAGACCUACAGGAACCUCACUACCAUAGGAUACAGUUGGGAAGACCAUAAUAUUGAAGAACAUUGUCAAAGUUCUAGAAGACAUGAAAGACAUGAAAGAAGCCAUAACGCAGAGAAACCUUCUGUAUAUACUCAAUGUGUUAAAGCCUUUGCAUAUGACAGUCAUCUUCAAAGACAUGAAAGAACACAUACUGGAGAGAAACCCUAUGAAUGUAAUCAAUGUGGUAAAGCAUUUGCUUAUGACAGUGCUCUUCAAAGGCAUAAAAGAACACAUACUGGAGAGAAACCCUAUGAAUGUAAUCAAUGUGGUAAGGCCUACGCAAGUCACAGUAAUCUUCAAAUGCAUACAAGAACACAUACUGGAGAGAAACCCUAUGAAUGUAAUCAAUGUGGUAAAGCCUUUGCAUAUGACAGUCAUCUUCAAAUUCAUAAAAGAACACAUACUGGAGAAAAACCCUAUGAGUGUAAUCAAUGUGGUAAAUCCUUUGUACGUCAUAGUAAUCUUCAAAUGCAUAAAAGAACACAUACUGGAGAGAAACCAUAUGAAUGUAAUCAUUGUGGCAAAGCCUUUGUACAUCAUAGCAAUCUCCAAAUGCAUAAAAGAACACAUACUGGAGAGAAACCUUAUGAAUGUGACCAAUGUGGUAAAACCUUUGCUCAUCAAAGUAUUCUCCAAAUACAUAAAAGAACACAUACUGGAGAGAAGCCCUAUGAAUGUAAUCAAUGUGGUAAAGCCUUUGCUCAUCACAAUGCUCUUCAAAUGCAUACAAGAACACAUACUGGAGAGAAACCUUAUGAAUGUGACCAAUGUGAUAAAGCCUUUGCAAGUUACAGUAAUCUUCAAAUGCAUAAAAGAACACAUACUGGAGAGAAACCCUAUGAGUGUAAUCAAUGUGGUAAAGCAUUUGUACAUCACAGUAAUCUCCAAACUCAUAAAACAACUCAUACUGGAGAGAAGCCCUAUGUAUGUGACCAAUGUGAUAAAGCUUUUGCACAUCGCAGUAUUCUCCGAAUACAUAAAAGAACACAUACUGGAGAGAAACCCUAUGAAUGUAAACAAUGUGGUAAAGCCUAUGCCCAAUAUGGCAGUCUUCAAAUGCAUAAAAGAACACAUACUGGAGAGAAACCUUAUGUAUGUAAUCAUUGUGGUAAAGCCUUUGCUUUUCAAAGUGCUUUUCAAAGGCAUGAAAGAAUACAUACUGGAGAGAAACCCUAUGAAUGUAAUCAAUGUGGUAAAGCCUUUGCUCAUCACAGUGCUCUUCAAAUGCAUACAAGAAUACAUACAGGAGAGAAACCUUAUGAAUGUGAUCAAUGUGGUAAAGCCUUUGCACGUCAGAGUCAUCUUCACUUGCAUAAAAGAACACAUACUGGAGAGAAACCCUAUGAAUGUCAUCAUUGUGGUAAAGCCUUUUUACAUCAUGGUAAUCUUCAAAUACAUAAAAGAACACAUACAGGAGAGAAACCCUAUGAUUGUAAACAAUGUGGUAAAGCUUUUGCACUCCACAGUGCUCUUCAAAUGCAUGAAAGAACACAUACUGGAGAGAAACCCUAUGAAUGUGAUCAAUGUGGUAAAACUUUUACACAACAUGGUAAUCUUCAAAUGCAUAAAAGAAUACAUACUGGAGAGAAACCUUAUGAAUGUAAUCAGUGUGGGAAAGCCUUUAAACGCAGCCGUAGUCUUCGAAAUCAUGGGAAAAUUCAUACUGCAGAGAAACCCUAAAAAUAGCCAUUGUGAUAAAGUUUUGUACUUUAUACAGGAAUAAAACUUUUUGUGUACAAUCUAUCUGUUAAAGCCUCUACAUAUUAAAAUAGUCUUUGAGUACCUGUAAAAAAAAUACUGAGGG